AUCAUUUCCUGUGAUCCGAGAAGAAGAUCAGUAGCUGGAAAACAAAAAGUGGGAAUAAGAGUAAGUUUUUAUUGUUUUUAAGAGAAGCUUUUAGGGAGCUUAGGUAUCGACGACGACGUCGACGGUAACGGAAACCAAAAAAGGCAAUAGGAUUAGAUUAGCAAAAUAACAGCUUUCACGUGCAGCACACUUUUUUGUACAUUUCUUCGCCGUCGUUGCACAACUACUACAUGUCUUAUAUCACAUUUUCUGGAGGACGUGAACACAAUACAAGGCCGGAUUUUCCAAUUCAUUUUUUAAACUUAAGUGCAGUCCUUUAGAAUUCAACUCUCGGAAAAUUCACAAACAUUUAACAAGUUAGAUAGAUAGAUAUAAUAGAUAGAUAGAUAGAUAGAUAGAUAGAUAGAUAGAUAGAUAGAUAGAUAGGUAGAUAGAUAGAUAGAUAGAUAGAUAGAUAGAUAGAUAGAUAGAUAGAUAGAUAGAUAGAUAGACAGAUAGAUAGAUAGAUAGAUAGAUAGAUAGAUAGCUAGCUAGCUAGCUAGAUAGAUAGAUAGAUAGAUAGAUAGAUAGAUAGAUAGAUAGAUAGAUAGAUAGAUAGAUAGAUAGAUAGAUAGAUAGAUAGAUAGAUAGAUAGAUAGAUAGAUAGAUAGUUUAAUAACCAAUAUAUUGCAGCCCGAAGGCUGAAUUGCGUAUUUACAAAUGAUUGAACUGAUAAAAUGAUAAAAUGUGUAUAUAAAACUAAGUACAGUAAAUAUAAAAGUAUAAAAAAUAUGAUAAAAGGACUAAAAAUCUACGUAUAUAUAUUAUCGAUGCAGGAUCUAAUUCUAAAACUGUUCCUAAAACGAUCUGUCUUGCAUUUAGGUACGAUGAAGCGCCUGUUGCACCUUAGGGCAUAACGUGACGGUCCACUAAAUUGUAUUAUCUUGUUCAGACGGUGCGGUUCAGGGUCCUUUAUAAUGGUGUCGAAAGUAUUACUACAUAGCCCCGUGAUGAAAUUUACAAUAUAUAGGGACAAUGUUCACUAGUUCGAUGGUCUCCUGGUAGGGCAGUCCUGGGCAUAUUAUAGACAUUGCCCGCUUCUCAGCUCGCACCAUGACGUGUAUUAUUCAGAUUAUUUAUAAUUAACAAUAAGGAAACAACAACGAAAAAGAACAUUUUAGUCAACUCAUAAGGUAAAAGUAAUUUUCUUUUUCUUUUCCUGGCUUCUUGUUCUUCUUCUUCUUCUCAGAGUGAAUGAACAAACGACCGAACGAACGAAUGAAUGAGUGAAUGAAUGAAAUAUAGUGGAUGACAGGACAACAGACGUGUCCUCUUUACAUAGAAAUUAUGUUAACAUGUUUAACAGCAAGCUCGGACGUCAGCGAAAAACACCACUGACAGCCGUUAUCUUUCCAUUUAUGAGAUUACUGUAACCCUCCUAGUCCUUGAUAUGCAUGUGUGCAAGGUAGAUCGCACCACCGGGGAAACGUCCCCUACCCUUUUUCAGGCAGUUUUGUGGGUUCUUUUAAAUCGCCUUUGAUUUGGUCAAUGAAAGAGAGAAGAAAGAGACAAGGCCAACGGUUUAACGUCAUCAGCCAAACGACACGAUGAUCUGAACUGACACAAGGUCUGAAAUCACAGCUAGUAUGAUCUGACCAGUUUUUAAAAGACCCUAGUUGGUCUAGACCCUAGUUGGUCAGGCCGGGGUGCAGGGGGGGAUUCGGGAUUUUCCUUAGGAUGGGGUGCACCACUAGCAGAUGGUGUAACUGACGUAAACAAAUUUUAAAAGCGAAACAAAGAAGAAGGCUUUUGACUGGGCAAUAACACGCGAACGGCUGAGAAUAGUUAUCAAAUAAUACUACAGAUUUUGUAUAACCGUGAAGCGGACUGUACGUUUUUUAAUAAGAAAGCCACAGGCCAUCUCAGGGGAGGGUGCGCGCCCUCUGCAUCCUCCUCCUAAAUCCGCUUCUGGGGUGUGAACCCGCGUCGUCCCGCUUGACAGACCGGCGUAUUCCCAUAGUACUGAGCUAACCGGCGGUGGUGGAAUUCUCCUUCUCCUCUUGUGUUCUUGAAUCUUUUCAAAGACUAAGGCUGUCUUCACACUUAAAUACCGGAUAGCUCUUGCGUCGGCACGAAAACCGUACUGGAUUUAAGCCACUCAGUCUGUUCACACAUAUGAUCGGUGAUUUCAACACGGUUUCCGUAACGAAGCGCCGCGAGCCGAUCUGCAAAGUGAUGAGUCACAAUCGCCACGCUUGAACAGGCAUUUGGACCGUACCGGAAGUGAAUAAGUAGGAGCGAGGACUGGAAUCCGCUGAGACGGAGGUAAAUAUUCAUGAGUGAGGACUAGGACUUUCUUGGCCAACCGCUCCGGCACGAUGUUCGAUGUGUGAGAACGACUUGUUCCAGUGCUCGCUGUGCCAUUGUCCAUUCUAUACCGGGUAGCUUUUUUUUCCGGUAAAGCGUAAACAUAGCGUUACAGAGGUGGAUCUAAGGGAGGAGUCCGGGGGUGCGGCCCUCAGAUUAUACUUGGGCCAAACUGAAGCCCGAAGGACCAAGCAAAAACUAUUUUCGAGUCCUGAUCCCCUUCUAUCUUAGGGCCUGGAUGACCAGAGCCCCCCCAGUUACUUAAAGAUGUGAAUCCGUGACUGAAUUAGGUUUCAUUUAAUAACUAGAUAAAAUAUAUUUUGUUUUUGAAAUAUCUGUGUUUGUGACUGUAGAAAAUAUCUGUACAUUUUCUCUUGCCCUCGGAUUGUUAGAUGCUAACUUAUAGUGUUUCUCUGGUCAAUGUUUCAGUUGAAACUCCUGAGAUGUUGUUAAAGCUCAUAUUCAUUUCGAUUCUUACGAGGGCUUUGUUGUCUGCGAGUAUAUCAAAAGAAAAAGAAACAAACGCCCUGGAGUGCUUCAACGGUGGUACUUUAAUCAAUGGGACAUGCUUAUGCAAGGAUGGCUAUUCAGGCAAAGACUGCUACAAAGGUACUUCAUAAUUAGACUACGAGCAGUCUCUCUUUUUUCUGUAGUCCGUUGAGCAAAACGCAAGACACGCAAAUGGCCACUCGCGUGACUGAUGGCGCGAGACGGGAGCUGCUGCCCUCGUUUCGCGCGUCUCGCGGCUUCGCCGCUCGCGCGCGCGUGCACUCCCCUUACUAAAUCUGAAGAAAAAGAGAGACUGCGAGCAGUCUACUUUAUAGUGUACUUAUGCUAUGUUCACACUACACCACGCAACUCUUGCGCGUGGACGAAAACCAUUCUGGUGAGGGCUUCUUCUCACAAAUAAGAACGAGAUUCGAUUCCCAGAAUUCCUUCCUAUCCUGCAUGGGGUUGCUAAUUUUCAGAAUCCACCGACGUCUACGCUUUCUUUGCUAUUAAACUGGAUCUUGGGUAAAUGUUCAAAUUUGCCGAUUUGUUAAUUCCUGGUUUUCUUCUCUAGGCUAAAAUCUUCAACCAGUUGAUUAGUUUCCAUAAUUUUGGCAAAAAGUAACGUACAAAUUAUCCACUUGACGAUUUCUGUUUAUCAUAUAGAGAUGUGGAUGCUUAUAUAUGUUGAUUGGGAUUAUACACACCCCUGAGCAAGUCAGUUAUAUUUUUGUUUUAUAGCAUCCGUUGUGGAAUGUCCGGAUUGGGAUCAUCAUUGUCGUGACGAUCAAAUAUGCUGCUUUGUUCCUUCUACAUCAAGUUUUAGCAGAUGCUGUCCAAAUAAUAUGUUCUGCUCGAGAAGUGGUUUUUAUUGUUGCAUCAGACCUUGGUGCAUCGGUAUCUGAGUACGGGUUAGAACAUUGCAGUUUUCGUCGUAAGUACACACCACAGGCUGACCAACCGUCGUUUUAUUGUGUAUUUAAUAGUCGGGGGUGUCAGUUUCAAGCGACAAAAAUGCUGAAGACGACACUAAAAACAUAUGGCAAGUUAUCUUUAUUAAUCUUUCUUACCUUAUAUUAACAUUUGGGAUCAAAAGAUGAAAACCUCUGUGUUUUAUGAAGCACUUCUGCCGAUCACUCGAAUCAAGCCGAGAGCGGGCGUUACGAAAUACAAAAUGAGAUCACAUGUCGCACGUGACAUGACGAUGACUCGAACAGUUUGGAUGGUCUGCCUGUGGUACACCAUUGUGAUUAUCGAAGUGACUGAACGCAUAAGUCGCAUUUUACUCUGUGACACCGCUAUGUCCUUACGCGCUUGAUUCUUUCAAUUGAAAGACUAACCUGGGUUGAGGGUACGUUCUCUCUUGGUACGAACCGUUCUGGAGCCAAGGUAUUUAACGACUGGAUUAUAGCUUUUUUUCUUGGGGGGGAAGCGUUAUAUUCUUUUGUCAGAUUUAUGGCUCAGAGGAGCGCUUAUACAAAAUACUACGACUUUUGGUUUCCAUUACCCGCGUUGUACUAUCUGUAACGGCCCAUACGGGAAGGCUCCGCCCGUAAGGGGUACUUUUUGAGGUAUAUAGAAGGGUGAGGAUUUUACUUGUUGAAGUAUGUGAAAGUGUAGGGAAAUCCGUCAUUUCGGUCUUUAAAAGAACCUAAAAUUUCUAAAAGGACUAACAAACGCAUUUUAUGGCUUUGAAAAGAUGAAGAAAACUUCCUGGUGUGUGAGAGAUUUAUCUAUAUCAAAAAAGGCAUUUUCAGUAGUUAAAAGGGUUUCAGUGUUUUUUCAGUUUCAGCUGUUUCGGAUAAAACGAGACCUGCGUUGUCAAAAAAGUAUGGUCAUUUUGGGUUUUUCAGCGACGUCAAUCAAACCGUUACCAUGGCAUCCACUGUGUUUGCUAAAUAAAGGCGGCAGUAACAAACAGAAGCCGCAAAAGUAAACGUUGGCGGGAACGUACCGAUUCGUUUUCACCCUCCCAUAUCUGUGUUUCUUCUGGAUUUGGUAGCUUUAUAGGGACAAUCUAAACUUGCUACGUUUCAGUAUAAAGAAGACAAAAAAUCUUAGAGCUAAGGUAAAGAUUGCUCCGCUUUUCAAAAACACGCGACUGAACUCUGAAUUCCACCAAUCACCUAUCACAAACCAUGACCUUUUUUUUCCUAAGAUGUCCGCUACGAUGCGAAGGCGAGAAAAAGCGACUAUUCUUCAGAGUUUGAUUGACGUCACAAAAGUGUCAUCUGAAACAACUGUAACUAGGUAUGUUUAAGGAGUACCAUUUGUCAAUAGAAGGUAUACGAAAGGGGGACCUUUUCUGCCAAAAAUAGUAUAUAAAACAGCAGGAGCCUGAAAACAGUAAGGGUUUGGAAUUCGGGGCAGAGCCUCCCCGUAUAAAACUUUGUUGAGUGUCAUCCACCCCCCCCCCCCACCCCGUAUUGAACUUAAAAAACAACGUGGAUGGGGUGUAUUUUAUGAUAUUUCCAAGGAGUUACCAAAAAAUAAACUAACCUCUUCUAUUGGCCCAUAACAGACAACCUAAAGGUAACUCUCUUGGCAUUAUAACCAAUUGUCUACGGUUUAUAAAGAGACAUCUAAAAACAGCAUGCUGCUUGCAAUCUGUUCAUUAUCAGGGCCUGGUUGGAAGUUUGCACAUAUUAUAUGCUGCUUCAUUUAUUAAAAUGUUCUUGUUUGGAGCGAAUAAUGUCACGUGACAGGGCUUACUUUAAUAAACCGCAGACAAGGUUAACCGCUUUCAAAUUAAAUUAGUCCUCGAUCGAGGUCCUGACUCCAAUUUAACUUUUUCCAAUUUUCCAUAAUAUUUUGGAACUCUCCUUAGACUUUUUCCCCGAUUUUUUUUGUAAUUUGUUUACCCUCGGAGCACUUAGGAGUUCAUGAGACUCGAUUAAACGUGUCCGUGCGUUCCAGAUCGAAUUGGAAUUUGAAAGUGUUGGUUUUUAAGGAGAGGGGAAAACCGGAGUACCCGAAGAAAAAGCUCUCGGAGCAAGGGAGAGAACCAACAACAAACUCAACCCACAUAUGGCGGGGACGUCAGGAUUCGAUCCCGGGCCACAUUGGUGGGAGGCGAGCGCCCUCACCACUGCGUCACCAUUUUUGUUUGAGGGGGAAAAACGGAGACUGCUGAACUAUGUGCCUCACCGUGACGGUUUGGAAUGCCCUUGUCUUAACUCUAGGUACUGAAACUCCAGAUUAGCAAACUCCAUAUAACUGGGUGCGUUUCUUAACUAAAGGUUGAUUUCCACUGCCGCGUUUUUGGCUACGCACGUUAACGCACGUAAAUAAAAUAGAGGCGAGAAAGUUGAGCGAGGUUCAACUUUUACGCUUACGUGUGACCUUUCAUACAUUGCCUCUAUUUUAUUUGCGAACCUAAAUUUUAUGCACGCACGCACGUAAAAAUUACGCGACACUGGAAAUUAAACCUAACAGACCUUGUUUCCUCGACUUUUGGCAGUCAAAGACUUAGCUUGACGGUCUUUGCUUACUCCUAGGCGGCAAUGUAAUGGUUUAAAUAGGCAUACGGAGGGUACACUCAUCUUUACAAAUUUCGAGCAAUCAUCAAUGUUACUACGUAGCCUAAGCGUAAUAUGUGAACUCUGGCAGGACUAAGAUUUGCAGGGAAGAUCCAAAUUGUCCUUUUUUUUUCUUUAAAUGUAGGCGAAACUGUUGAGACAAGUAGAUGUCAUAAUACUGGAGGUGCUACAAUCCAUCGACAAACUAAAGACAAAAUAGAAGACAUUAAAAAGGAGUCUUUUAUAAGCGUUGUGACUUAGUUUCUAAAGUUAUUUUUAAGAGAUUUGUCUCACUUUUUGUUUCGUUUUUGCUUCAUUGAGUGGGUGAAGGUUGGUGUGGAUUUCGUCAUGGGUGUUUUCUUGCUUUGAUCUUUGAUUUUUCUUGAAUUCCCACAUUUACUUGCUUCCAUUAUUGGAAUACUUUGCUUGCCCUCGUCAGUUGUAACUUAUAUACAGGUGUUCGUGUUUGUGAGA
This is a messenger RNA of Porites lobata, 6827 nucleotides long. NCBI's taxonomy places the organism in Eukaryota, Metazoa, Cnidaria, Anthozoa, Scleractinia, Poritidae. The record is from the annotation of a GenBank genome assembly.